GUCCGAGGCUCCGGCGGAAGAGCGGCGAGGGUUGUUUGCUUCGGGGGAGAGUCUCAAGAAUGUGUUGAGAGCUGACUCCGCCUGGACUGGUACUAGGGUUUCGGGAAUGGAUUCGACGUUGUUGCUCUUCCUACUGACCGGGUGCAGCGUGAAAUUUGCGCUUGGUCAGCAGGGCCCGGUCUUCGUCCUGGAACCGCCUAGCACCCUGGUCUUUUCAAAUACCACGGGUUCUCAAUUGGGCUGCUCCGCGCACGGCAGCCCGACGCCGCACGUCACGUGGAUUACUAGCCCAGAUCAGAGAUCGGUUACGGCAGUUCCGGGACUCAGGCAACUUCUGGGCAACGGGACGUUAUACUUUCCGCCGUUCUUGGCUCAAGACUUUCGAGCGGAGGUGCACAAUGCCCGGUACAGAUGUCGUGCGACCAGCUCCGUUGGGACGGUACUUUCUCGCGAGGUCACCCUUCGCGCCGUAUUGACAGUGCCCGGAUACGACGUCAGGGUGAACAGACAGCCCGUCAUGGAAGGAUGCAACGCGGUGUUGUCCUGCACUGCUCGUGAAGAUGUCAAAGAGCAUCUCACCGUAACCUCGUGGUUCCGCGACGAAGCUAUCCUUCUACCCGGAAACACAGACACCGGCGGAAGAUUCGUGGUUACAUCGCAGGGUGAUCUUCAUAUUCGGGCCGCCAGACCCGAAGACGGCAGAGCGACGUACUCGUGCCUGACCCUGCAUGCCUUAACCAGCGAGCGCAAAAGAAGCGAACCCGCCAGUCUAACAGUCACGGAACCAAGCGGCUCCUCGCCGCCGCGAUUGAUGCAACGGUCCGAAAUCGCUAUUUCCGCCGAGAGCGGCUCCGACGUUCACCUCACGUGCUCGGCGCAAGGAAGCCCGCCGCCGCAAUUUACCUGGUAUCGCGAUGUUAAUGGCCACUCGAUGUCGGUCGAAUCGCUCGGUCGUAUCCAGCUUUGGGGUGAUUUAAUGCUAAUUCGUCGCGUAGACGCGGAUGACGCUGGAAGGUACGUUUGCCGAGCCAGCAAUCAACUCGGCGAGCAACGAGCGGAGACGCACUUGUCGGUCACUUCAAAGCUAAACGCCCGGAUUCAGCCGCGCGUACAGGUCAUUAAUUCCGGCAAGACCGCCACGAUGAACUGCACGGUCGAGGGAUAUCCGGUCGAGAGCGUUGAGUGGCUGCACGACGGUAUACCAGUAUUGACCGCACAGGAUACGAGGAUCAAAUUGUUGGCUCCCUUGGUGCUCGUGAUAGGCUCCGUCGGUCGCAGAGACAAAGGGAUGUAUCAGUGUUUGGUGAGGAGCGACAAGGAAAACGCGCAGGCCACCGCCGAACUCAAACUUGGAGACACGGUUCCGGAACUACAAUACACAUUUAUCGAGCAAGCCCUGCGACCGGGCCCGCCGGUCUCCCUGCGGUGUUCAGCUACGGGUUCACCGACGCCAUCCUUCACAUGGCUGCUCGACGGCGAACCAUUGAGCCAAAUUGCGACUGGACACAGAUACGCGAUAGGCCAAUACGUGGAUCAAUCCGGUGACGUGAUCAGUCACUUAAACAUUUCAUCGGCGGGAACCGAGGACGGUGGGCUGUACGCUUGUGUUGCGUCCAACACUUUGGCGACCGUCGAGCACAAAGCUAGAUUGAACAUUUACGGACCUCCGUAUAUCCGAUCGAUCGGCCCGGUUCGCGCCAUCGCCGGUGCCGACAUCACAAUAGCGUGUCCCUAUUCGGGAUAUCCGAUCACAUCGGUCGAGUGGACCCGAGGUGGCGCCGAGUUGCCCUUUGACAUCAGGCACCGAGUCGACAACGAGGGCCACCUUACGAUCGUCACGGUGGAUCCGAACGAUGCCGGCACCUACACCUGUAUAGUCCGAGCGAGUUCCGGCGAGACCGCCAACAGAGACAUACUUCUGACCGUUAACAGUCCGCCGGUAAUGAGUCCCUUCAGCUUCCCCGCGAAUUCGCAAGAAGGCAGUCGAGCUCAAGUGACGUGCAGCGUGACUUCGGGCGAUCUACCGAUCCAUAUCUCUUGGUUGAAGGACGGUGAGCCAUUGCCCUCCUCCCUGCGCAUCGAAGAGCGAGGCGCCGAGUUUUUCAGCCUGCUCGUCUUCAAGGAACUGUCAUCGCGCCACAGCGGCAAGUACACCUGCGUAGCCACCAACAGUGCCGCCAAGGUCAACCAUACGGCGGAGCUCUUGGUAAAAGUGCCGCCUCAGUGGAUAUUUGAGCCGCUGGACGUGGCUACUCUCCUGGGCAAUCCGCUGAAUGUCCAUUGCGAGGCCAAAGGUUUUCCGCCGCCGCGUAUCACGUGGCUACGUGCCAGAGGCAGAACGUCCAACGACUAUCAGCCACUGGUCGAUGGUUCCGAUGGUAGACUCACGAUAUUGCCUAAUGGGUCUUUGUGGACGGCUUCCGCCGGCCCGCAGGAUGAGGGUUACUAUCUAUGUCGGGCUAACAAUGGAAUCGGAUCAGGGUUAAGCAAAGUGAUAUACGUGUCCGUGCACGAGCCGGCGAGAUUCGAGUUCCAGAGUAAGAACGUGACGAUCCACCGCGGGGAGUCCGUGACCAUCGAUUGCACCGUGAUCGGCGAUAAUCCUAUAGAGGUGCAAUGGAUGCACAACAGCGACCGGCUGGACAUGAGCAAUCAUCGAUUGAGCAUCGGCGAGAUCAAGACUGACAACGGUCUGAAGUCCCAACUGUCCAUCGCGAACAGCGAUCGGCAGGACUCCGGGGUGUACAGGUGCACCGCGAACAACGCUUACGGGAGGAGCGAGCACUUGAUUUACUUAGCGGUGCAAGAGAGGCCGGAUCCGCCAGUCGGACUGGAGGUAAUAGAGAUUGGCUCUCGAUCGAUACGCUUGCUGUGGAAGCGAUCCUUCGACGGAAAUAGCCCCAUAAGAAAUUACGUGAUACAAUACCGCUCGCUGAGCCACGGUAUGACCGAUGAUUGGAAUCCCGUUAAAACGCACAACGUCACGUACACGCCGGGAAGCUCCAAUAGCGGCUUAUCGCCGUUCGAGACCACGGGCGAUGACCAAGAGGUGGCUUUGGUCGGCGGUCUUCAUCCGGCUGUCACCUAUACCUUCAGGAUAUUCGCCAUAAACUCCAUCGACGCGAGCGGACCCACGGAGCCCGUGGUGGCGAAGACGCAAGAGGAAGCGCCCACAGAGCCGCCGCAAAACAUCAAAGUGCAAUCCGCCGGACCCGGGGAACUCAUGGUUAGUUGGCAGCCGCCACCGAAGGAAUCCUGCAACGGAGAUCUGCUGGGCUACAUAGUGACGUGGUCGGAGCACUCGUCGUCGACCUCGGGCGUCAAUCAGAGCAAGAGCUUGACCGUGAACGGCUGGGCGACGACGAAGGUGCAGCUGACCGGCCUGAGGAAAUUCACCAAGUACGACAUUUCGAUCCGAGCCUUCAACAGCAUAGCCAGCGGACCAACUAGCUCUCCUAUUGUUGGCACCACUCAAGAAGGAGUACCGGAAACACCGCCGACUCAAGUGACGUGCUCCCCGUUAUCCUCGCAAAGUGUCAAAGUGUCGUGGACCGCACCGCCGCUUCAUCAGCACGGUGGAAUUAUCAUAGGAUACAAAGUCUACUACAGGCCGGUGCCUACCGAUAACAUGGAUAUAUCGACAGUCGGCGAAGUGAAGAAGACCUCCAGCAUGGAAACUUACUUGCACACGUUGUACAAGUACACGAACUAUUCCAUCAAAGUGCUGGCCUACACGAAAGCGGGCGAUGGAGCGUUGAGCCCACCGAUCUUCUGCAUGACGGAAGAAGAUGUUCCUGGCCCUCCCGCUGGCAUCAAAGCGCUCGCGUUAACAGCGGAAAGCAUAUUGGUCUCGUGGUUGCCGCCCUUGCAGCCUAAUGGAAAUGUUUCAAAGUACACGGUGUACAGCAGGGAAGCCGGUUCUAAGAAUUCGAACGCUCACACGAUGCACGAACCGCCGUUGUCGUCGACGGAUACUCUCACGAUGGAGUUACGCGAUCUGGUGGAAAGGCAACUGUACGAAUUCUGGGUGUCGGCGACGACCAGCGUCGGAGAGGGAGAACAAACCAUUAUAGUCACGCAGACAACGAAUACCAGAGCUCCUGCCAGAGUGGCAUCGUUCUCGCAAGUACUGAGAAGAGCCGUGAAGUCGUCGGUCAUUCUGUCGUGUCUGGUGGUCGGAAACCCUACGCCGCGACCUAUCUGGACGUACAGAAACGGUCAAAUCUCCACCGGCAGGCAUUACGAGAUCACACACGACGGACACCUCAAUAUACGCGGACUGGAACAAUCGGUUGCGGGGAAUUACACUUGCUCCGCCAGCAAUCUGUUCGGCGACGAUUCCAUCACGUACUCGUUGGUCGUCGUAAUGCCGCCCAAAGCGCCAUCGUUGGAGCUGCAGUACACAACGACCAACAGUAUCAGAUUUCGAUGGAAUCAUCCGGACAACGGCGGUGCUACUAUACAAGGAUACGUGUUGAGCUACAAGAGGGAUCAGGGUGGUUGGGAAGAAAUCACCUUGUCCCCCGAGCAGACAGAGUUCGUUCUCUCUGGACUAAAGUGUGGUUCCUCCUACUUGGCGCACCUGACGGCGCAUAAUCGCGUCGACACUGGUGACCCGAGUCCGCUGAUCAGUGCAACAACGAAAGGCACCGCGCCUCUACUGCCUAAGGAGAGAGAUAUCAUCUCGGCGAAUGGCACAUCGGUGAAACUGAACCUAUUGUCUUGGCCUAACGGAGGGUGUCCAAUUCAGUAUUACACCGUGGAAUAUCGCCGGCGCAUCAGCACGGAACCGUGGAUCCUAGUAGCCAGUAGAGCGACCGAGAAUCUCAUCAUCCGCGAUUUGAAAACGGCGUCGUGGUACAGUCUACGUUUGACCGCGCACAAUGACGCGGGCUCGACACAGACCCAGAUGGAGUUCGCUACUACCACGCUGAGCGGAGUCAGUAUCGGCCCGCCCAACGACCUGAUAAUGGAGGACGAUGUGAAGAAGGCUGUGCCUAACCACAAAGUUCUAUACGUCGUGGUGCCGCUCAUCUGCGCGAUCGUAUUAGUCGUUUCCGCGGUUAUCCUAGGAUACGUCAUGCUCAAACGUAGCGGCAGAGCGAGUUACCUAGGCGAGAUGCUACCGGGACAACAGCAGCAGCAGCAAACGGGAUUAGGAAUGGUUCAACAGCAACAGCAUCAGCAGCAGCAUCACCACUUGUCGAGCUGCAUGUCUACCGUGCAACUCAAGUCGACCGCUGAACGCGACAACAGACGCAAUCAUCAGGUUUACACAAGCUCGCCAGUGAAGCAGGAGAACCACAAGACCGCCGAUCAUGGAUCAGAGAUGUACGAGAUAAGUCCGUAUGCCACGUUUAGCGUUCCCGGAAGAGAAAACCGUUCGGUGACGACGGCCACGCUCGAUUACACGAUGCAGUUCAAGACGUUCGGCCACUUGGAGAACGAGGACAUCAAUACUAUCGACUACGACAGAUCUAGCGUGGAGUUCGAGAGGUCGAAAACACCAAGGUGGCACAAGCAACGCUACUUUCCGAGUAUUGCGGAAGCCGAGAGCAAGCUGCGAUCGAGUCGACAGGGCUCCGGGAGCGACACGUCCGGGAGUCCCUGUGGCGAAUGCGCCGGGCCUAGUUAUAGAGUGCCAGUUAAGCCUUGUAGAGAUGUAUUUUCGCGAGGUGUGGAAUCGAGUACGGAGUCCAACAACGAAGGCUCGCCUUCACUCGCGAGACGACGAAGCCGACAGCCGAGCCGGUCUACUCGCAGUUCGGUGGAGGACAUGACGCUAUUGCCGCCAAGCGGGUUCAGCGACAGCCGUGAAUUGAGCGACGUGGAGUGCGACCGUGAUCGUGAUCGCGAACGCGAUCGUGAGUGGCAGAGUUUGUCGGCCGGGACCCGUCAUGGCGGUAGCCUGGGUAGACUCCCGAUCGAGGCCGUCGAAUCUAUGCUCGCUAGAUAUCAGCAAAGAAAGGAGCAAGAAAGACAAGAGUUCACUAUACAUGUAUGAUCGAGAUUCGCUGGUUCGACUUGGUAUCUUCGCCGGACGAUAUAACGUUGUUUAGAAAGAGAGACGAGGAGUCGUCUCUCGUUCACCUCGAGAUCACCCGUCAUUGACGGAAAUUUUACGAAAUCUUAAUGGAGAUGGUAGUUUAAUGUGUCGUAAGGGACUAUUCAACUCUGUUCGCGAGGACAGAGAAAGCGACAGGAGACUCAUAGUUCUGUUCGUCAGAGAGGCAUGUUAACUACCGAUCUGCGUUGUGCAAAAAAAUACUGCCGUUAUUAUACAUAAAAAAAAAACAUGGCCUUCGUACGUAACCCUGUAUGUAAUACCGUAAACGAAGCAGCGCGCCGAAUGGCGAGAGAAAAGAAUGCCAAACCCCUCUCGCUUAUCGGCAUACACUCACUCGUGCAUGCAUUCACUCACUCACUCACUCACUCACUCACUCACUUACUC
Messenger RNA from Harpegnathos saltator (Jerdon's jumping ant), 6451 nucleotides. It is a transcript of the gene Dscam3, whose product is annotated as Down syndrome cell adhesion molecule 3. The record is from RefSeq and is a predicted model, not a curated record. Gene Ontology annotation, molecular function: protein binding. The coding region runs from base 107 to 6004 and encodes 1965 amino acids. Lineage: Eukaryota; Metazoa; Arthropoda; Insecta; Hymenoptera; Formicidae. Gene Ontology annotation, biological process: cell-cell adhesion. The transcript has 33 exons.